UGCAGCCGGGCGCGCGGUGUCGCCCACUCCGUCCCCGCUCCGAGAGUAGGGUGGGCCACGGCGCUCACUCCUCACCCCCGCGUCCCGAGAGCGCCUGGCCAAGGAGGACGGUUGCCGCGGACCCUCCUCCUUUAAGGAGCGAAGUCAGAGGGCCCCGGGAGAGCGCCGAUGGCUGGGGAGCCGAGGUCCGCGCCACCCACCCGCAACCUCCUUCCCCGAGCCUUUGGGAACGGGUUGUUGGCCAGACAAGUCCCAGAAACUGCCUGCUUUGAAGCAUGAAUAAGUGCGAAAAGACUCUUAGCAACGUAAUGCCGUUUGCCGUUCGGAAGAUGUGCGAAGAUUCACUUAGAAUUACAGAAUGAAUUAACUCGACUAGCAAGACGCUCUUUGCAGUUAUCUUUUUCCUUUUUUUAGUUUGGUAGAGGUUUAACGUUAGUUUCAACAUUUAGCUAUUUAGCCCUACAGUCACCUAUUUGAAAACCGAUAAACAGAACUUUACUAGUAUAGGUAAUUUAAGGACUUCAACUUUGAUGAUCUGACGAGGGAAAGGAAUUUUCAAAAUGAAUUAUACAGAGUCCAGCCCAUUGAGAGAAUCAACUGCCAUAGGUUUUACACCUGAGUUAGAAAGUAUCAUACCUGUGCCUUCCAAUGAGACCACUUGUGAAAACUGGAGAGAGAUACAUCAUCUGGUUUUUCAUGUAGCAAAUAUUUGUUUUGCAGUUGGGUUGGUUAUUCCAACUACUCUUCACCUUCAUAUGAUAUUUCUUAGGGGAAUGUUAACUCUAGGAUGUACCCUUUAUAUCGUCUGGGCCACUCUCUACCGAUGUGCCUUGGAUAUAAUGAUCUGGAACUCUGUGUUCUUGGGUGUCAAUAUUUUGCAUCUGUCGUAUCUUUUAUACAAGAAGAGACCGGUAAAGAUUGAAAAGGAACUCAGUGGCAUCUACCGGCGAUUGUUUGAACCACUCCAUGUGCCUCCAGAUUUGUUCAGAAGACUAACUGGACAGUUUUGCAUGAUCCAAACCUUGAAAAAGGGCCAGACUUAUGCUGCAGAGGAUAAAACCUCAGUUGAUGACCGUCUGAGUAUUCUCUUGAAGGGAAAAAUGAAGGUCUCCUAUCGAGGACAUUUUCUGCAUAACAUUUACCCCUGUGCCUUUAUAGAUUCUCCUGAAUUUAGAUCAACUCAGAUGCACAAAGGUGAAAAAUUCCAGGUCACCAUUAUUGCAGAUGAUAACUGCAGAUUUUUAUGCUGGUCAAGAGAAAGAUUAACAUACUUUCUGGAAUCAGAACCUUUCUUGUAUGAAAUCUUUAGGUAUCUUAUUGGAAAAGACAUUACAAAUAAGCUCUACUCAUUGAAUGAUCCCACCUUAAAUGAUAAAAAAGCCAAAAAGCUGGAACAUCAGCUCAGCCUCUGCACACAGAUCUCCAUGUUGGAAAUGAGGAACAGUAUAGCCAGCUCCAGUGACAGUGACGACGGCUUGCACCAGUUUCUUCGGGGUACCUCCAGCAUGUCCUCUCUUUAUGUGUCAUCCCCACACCAGCGAGCCUCUGCCAAGAUGAAACCAAUAGAAGAAGGAGCAGAAGAUGACGAUGAGGUCUUUGAACCGGCAUCUCCAAAUACAUUGAAAGUCCAUCAGCUGCCUUGAUCAGAGAGAGAAUUCAGGUUACCAAGACGGAAGGUGUCUUGAAGAGAUCCUGAAAAAUACCAGCACUUUUUCAUGGCUUUUAGGUUAUUCUGCUUUAGUGCAUCCAGACUGGUAGAGUCUGAGGGAGGAAGUGAGGAAGGGUCAAGGAUGGAAGAGUUCUUUCACUUACCCUUUUUAUUAGUCAGCUUUUAAAGUAAUUGUUUUACUGAGCCUUCUGACUAUGCCUUGUUCUCUUUUGAGAUAUAUAUUUUCACAGUCUUUUCUAGAUAUAUUAUUGUUUUAACUUAACAAAUCUUAGCAAUCUCUCAAUGCCUUUUCACUUAUUUUUUCCCAAGUUAUGAUUCUUUUUCCUCACAGUCUUUUUUGUUCCAUGGCAAUAAGGUUGUCCAUUUGAUAAUUUUAACAAACAAUGUAAGUUUAAAAUUGAGGCUAAGGUAACAUGAAAAAGCAGGGAAUCUCGAACUUUAUUCUAUAUAUAUAUAUAUAUAUAUAUACAUAUUUUUUUUUUUUUUUUUUUUUUUUUUUUGAGACGGAGUUUCACUCUAUUGCCCAGGCUGGAGUGCAGUGGCGCAAUCUCGGCUCAUUGCAAACUCCACCUCCCGGAUUCACGCCAUUCUCCUGCCUCAGCCUCCCGAGUAGCUGGGACUACAGGCGCCUGCCACCACGCCCGGCUAACUUUUUGUAUUUUUAGUAGAGACGGGGUUUCACCGUGUUAGCCAGGAUGGUCUUGAUCUCCUGACCUCGUGAUCCGCCCGCCUCGGCCUCCCAAAGUGCUGGGAUUACAGGCAUGAGCCACCGUGCCCAGCCUAUUCCAUAUUUUUUUAACGGGACAUUUUAGAGAAAGGUGUGAUUUGACUGGUUUUAUUUUUCUCCCAGGCCAGAAGUAUUACUCCACUAGAUCACCUUACUUAGUUGGGCACUGUGUCGAUAACUUGAUGAUGAACAAAAAUCUCAGAUUUUACUCACAUUACCCUUGUAUUAUGCCAUUUAUAAACUGCUCUGAAACCUGAAGCUGGAAAGAUAACAGAUGGGUUUCUGAGCAUGGGGUUAACCUCCAGCUAAACUCAACUUCCUUGGGAUUUGGAGUCACCGUGUUGUGCACACUCUGGUGUGGGAAACACUUUAUGUAGGGUGGGAAGACAGGGGAGUUAAAUGGCUGGGCAGAUGCCACAGGAUGAGGCGACUGAAAGAUCCGCUUCAUUCUUUGAUCUGUAUUCUGAAGUUCCAGAUUGUUCAUCUAGAGGCAGAGACGUCUCUUUUAAAAAAGUCCCAGAUGCCCCAGUGCCAGAGCUGCGAACGUGAAAACAGUGGAGGGCAGAGGGUUUACCACAGGCCAGGCCAUGGACACCCAACCCAGAUACUGCAGUGAGGGUCUUGAUUCCAGAGCUCUCUUUUCUACUGAAAUCAUGGUUUAGUAAACAGUGGCAUUUGGCUGGUGGGAAAUGCGUAACUAGUCAGUGUGUCUGGCCAGUGUGGCUGUGGCACUUGGCCAGGACACUCUGUUGAAUGAAGCUUGUUGAUUGGCCAUGCUGGUCAUGUCUAUUUUGCUUCAUCCAUUAGAACCAACUUUGAGUCAGUCUCCUGUUACGUUAAAUGGCUAAGAAAAGUUCCAAAUGAAGUUGUUUUCAGGUGAACUGAGCCAAAGGAAGCAACUCUUACCAUGAGGUGAUUUCUGUUAGAGGAGGCAUAUAAAUAAACUCAUCUAGGGUCACCUCAUUUUCCUAAAUAUGUUUUUAAAGCAAUUAUUGUAGUAAUUUCAUUUGAGUUAAAUUUACAUGCUCGGUCACUCAUUGAGAAAAUUUACGCAGACUCUGAAUCCAGUUCCUGACAUCUUCAGAUGUUGAUUUAUUGACAUCACAGUAAAAAGGCUACUGUCGACUGGACACGGUGGCUCACACCUGUAAUCACAGCACUUUGGGGGUCAAGGUGGGUGGAUUGCUUGUGCCCAGGAGUUCAAGACCAGCCUGGGCAACAUGGCUAAACCCCAUCUCUACAAAAAAAAUUAGCUGGGCGUGGUGGUGCAUGCCUGUAGUCCCAGCUACUCAGAAGGCUGAGGUGGGAGGUUCACUUGAACCUGGGAGGUUGAGGUUGCAGUGAGCCCAGAUCACACCACUGCACUCCAGCCUGGGCAACAGAGUGAGACCCUAUUUCAAAAAAGGCUGCUUUCACUGUACUGCUGCAGCAGUCUCUUCAGGUAGCUAACUUAGGAACUUGUUUUGGAGAAAUGAAGCAGAGGUGAAUGACAGCCUAGGCUUUGAAAUUAUAAAGCUCUCUCAGGUUGAAACUCUCCGUGUGCUCUCGCUCUCACUCUCACCCUGUACCUGAGAGCACAGGUGUGACUGUGACGUCAUAGUGCUGAGACUACUUUCCUUUAACCAUUGGGGUUAAGUUGGGCAGCCCAUUUAGUUUACACGUGCAUAAGACUAAUUUACAAAAUCACUCUAUACAGUCAUUAGAUGUAACAUCCUUCCCUGAGUAGAAAGUAAUGCAUGUGUUUGGAGAUAUUUUCUGUAAUGUUGGGAACAAACCUGUUUUAAAAGCACACUGCUAAAAGUAGGUGAUAUAAGACCAUUUACUGUUUUUAUUAAAGUAUGUGUGUGUA
Symphalangus syndactylus (siamang) is the source of this 4245-nucleotide messenger RNA. It is a transcript of the gene POPDC1, whose product is annotated as popeye domain cAMP effector 1. The record is from RefSeq and is a predicted model, not a curated record. Gene Ontology annotation, biological process: heart development; striated muscle cell differentiation; regulation of membrane potential. Gene Ontology annotation, cellular component: sarcolemma. NCBI's taxonomy places the organism in Eukaryota, Metazoa, Chordata, Mammalia, Primates, Hylobatidae. Gene Ontology annotation, molecular function: cAMP binding.